Fragaria vesca subsp. vesca is the source of this 4086-nucleotide messenger RNA. RefSeq lists its product as uncharacterized. The coding region runs from base 66 to 3962 and encodes 1298 amino acids. NCBI's taxonomy places the organism in Eukaryota, Viridiplantae, Streptophyta, Magnoliopsida, Rosales, Rosaceae. The transcript has 3 exons. Gene Ontology annotation, molecular function: calmodulin binding. The record is from RefSeq and is a predicted model, not a curated record.
GCCACACACAAAAAUCCCAGAACCCAAAACCCCCCAGCUUCCAAAACUCCUUAGAAUCCCAAACUAUGAGUUCCAUGGAGCUUGAAGCUAUGGAGGCAUGUGAUUCAGAUAAUACCCAAAUGUCGGAGCAGUCUUUGAUGACGAUUACUGAAUUAUAUGUUCUCCAAAACCAGAAUGGUAGAAGCAGAGGAGAACCGGAGCUGCAGAAAAAGGUGAACAAGCUGAGAUCAAUCAAGCUUGCAAAAUCGCCGUCAAGAAGAAGAUCCAAGUACAGAUCCAAUGAUGCAACUGCAGAUAUUCCACAGAACUCAGGUAGAGUAUUGAUAAGGAGGUCUAGUUUUAAGCCUGUUAACAAUUUAACAAGAAUGUCGAGUGUGAAAUUCAAGAACUCUUUGGUGAGGAAAAGCUCUGGAGAAACCCAACUGAAUAAGCAUAGAUCAUCAUCAUCACCGAACUUUUUGAAGGAGACUUGCUGCUCUAGUGAGAAAAGGACCCAGAUUCAGUGUAGUCCCCGCUGCUCUUCGGAAUCGAGUUAUUGCAGCACUAGUAAUUCAACCCCCAACUCUGCUCACAAGUCAGCAAGACUGUCUAGAACAAAAUCCAAGGCUCGUGUGAUUCGGAAACAUUCUGAAAUCUCUGAAUUUCCAGAGUUGGGGGUGCAAAGAGCUACAUGCUCUUCAGCUCUCAAGCAUUCCAAGUCCCCUCCAGAGGCGAAGGAUGUUCAUGCAGAAGGAAGUGAAUCCGAAGGAACUUCAGCUACCAAGCCUUGUCCAUUCACUUAUUGUUCUCUUCAUGGCCAUCGCCACGCUAAUGUACCUCCACUCAAGAGCCUCAUUUCAAUAAGGAGGCGCUUAUUGAAGACUCAGAGGGGAACAAAACUGGCAACUCGAUCCACAGUUAAAGCAAAAAAGUCUGGCAAACUUAAGGAAGAUGGGAUGAAUAAAAUGGUCAGCAAUGGACAUGCUGAAGUUCAUGGAACAACCUCUCCUGUGGUAGAGAAAUUGGGCCCCGAAGAGACUUUACAAGUCCAUGAUGACACUUGCAGCAAAGAAGAUGAAGACAACUACGAUCUUUCCGAUGAUUCUGGGAAGCUGUUUCGUGAAACUUUGGAGGAGAGUCUGCAGGAAACAACUGAUUUUGCCACAGUAGAACACCAUGCUUUGGUGUCACCUACAUCACUUGGUGAUUUAUGUCUGGAAGGUUGCAUUGAACCAGUUUCUGAAGUCACCAACACAGACCUAAAAGAAGAGAAAUGUGCAGCAUCUUGUCACAAUGAAUGUAUUGAUUUCACUUGCACUGAUAAAUCGAACAGCAGCAGACCUAAAUCAAUUCCAGAAAAUGUUGAAUCUGAUGAUUGCACUAAUGAUCUUGUUGUGGAAUCAACAAGUGACAAUGAAAGCCAUGAAAAGAAUUGUGCUUUGGGUUGUGAGGCACCAGGGGAACAAACAAUAGCCAUUGAGCAAAACGAUGGUAGUUUGGUGACAGACAAAGUUGGUAGUCUGGAGUUGGACAAAAAUGAAAGUGUGGAGUGUAGUAUGCAGUCAAAAAAUCACAAGUAUAUCACUAUGUGGAAAUUAAUGUACAAACAUGCAGUAAAGGGUAACCCAGAAGCUGUUGAAAACCCUGUCCCUCUUCAUGGGGAAGACAAAGAAGAUCAAGUGGAAGGUACCACUGGCGUGCUUAUAACCAACAAUCCAUCUUUUCCUGAAACAGAUGAGCAUACAGUUCCGAAAAAUCACAGUGGAGGAGACCAAACACUUGAGCUCUGUCAGCAAAAUGCAAUUGAUCUAGUCCAGGAAGCAUUUGACAAAAUUCUUCUCCCAGAAGUUCAGGGCAGCUUAUAUGAUGAUCAAUCAGUUACUAGUGGCAUAAGCUCAGACCAAGAUGGAUUGCAGCGGAGGAUUGAUGAAGGAGAGGAGCAUAUAACCUUAACUUAUGGUGAUUCUUCAGAUGUCAGAAUCGUACAAAAUACAGAAGAAGCACAGUUAGAAGCUGAAAGGAGCAAUGCUACAAAAGAGAAAGCAGUGGAAGUAGUGGAAGACAAGUUUGAACAGAACACACGCAAGCGCUGGAGCAGUCUGAAAAAGUUCAUUCUUCUCAAGAGAUUUGUCAAGGCAAUUGAAAAGGUAAGGAACCUCAGUUACCAGAAACCAGAUUUCCUACCCGUAGAUCCUGACCCAGAGGCAGAAAAAAUUAAUCUAUGUCGGCUGGAAGUUAAACACAGUAAGAGUGCUGAUGAAUGGAUGCUUGAUUACGCACUUCAAAAGGUGAUAUCUAAGCUGUCUCCACCUCAACAAAGAAGAGUGGCAUUACUUGUAGAAGCUUUUGAAACUGUUCUCCCUUUCCCUGAUAUUAGAACUCACCCGAGGUCCAAAGCAAUAGGUUCGACUGAAGCAGAUCUUCAAGCCUGCAAUGGCUUGUCCAUUCAAAAUGCUGAUGAAACUGUUAAAGAGUGUGAUUCUGGGAAUUCUGCCAAAAUCUUGCUCGGCUGUAUGUCAUGUCCCGAAGAAUAUUCAAGUAAGUGUACAGAUAAGUUCAUUGAUGUUGAACUGGAUGAACAGCCAAGUCCAGUGAGAUCUUCUAUGCUCAAAGAAUCAAGUGCAGAAGACUGGUCCACUAAAACAGAAGUCGAUAUACCUGCUUCUGGAGCCACAGUUGACGACCAGCAAGAGACACAUUCCAUCAAGACUUGUAACGAGGAGGACACAGUCUUUACCAAUACCGAUGAUACAGAGUUUCCCAGUGUUUCCUUAUCAGAAAGUAAAGGUCCCCAAUUCUGUAUAGAAACCUGCUUGAAGCAAGAAGAAGAUGGUAGCACCGGUUAUGAAGUUCUCGAAAAUGAAACAGUUCAAGAGAUCCCCACAGAACAUAUUUCUGUCAGUAGUUUGGAUCGUGUAUAUAUGAAUCCUGAUGUGGAAAGCAGUAAUGGAGAGACAGGUAAACUAACCACCAACUGCAAUGGUGCAGAAUCAGAUUUGUCUGAGGACAUGGUGGUCUCUCUAGCCCGAAGAACUAAGACAGCAAGAGAAGGAUCAAAUGGAAAUUCUGGAUGCUUUCAAGGAUCGCCUCCACCUGAAGAAUCUCAUUCGGAAAGCAAUAUUGAUGCAACAUAUGUUACUCAGUUGGAAAAACAGAACUACACAAGGCUAUGGUACUUUGUGUAUAAGCACAUGGUAUCAAGCAUUGCUGAAAAAGAUGGAGAUGAACCACCUGAUGGAGCAGAUGAGGAACAAGGAAAUGAUAAAACGUUGCCCCAAGCAGAGAUGGAUCCAAAGCUGAGCGUGACGAAUCAGCAGGCAGUCAACAAAAAUAAUGAACUCCGCCAUAUUGAAACUAUCAAGCUGGUGGAGAAAGCGAUUGAUGAAAUCCUUCUUCCAGAAACCCAUGACGAAUCAGAAGACGAUUUAGCAAAAACUAGGGACUUAAUUCCAGACCAGGAACCACCAGAAAAUAAUAUUGGCAUAGAAAGAAAAUGUUUCACAACUUUUUCCAACUUCGCCAAAGAUAGCUUCAGAGAAUCAAAGAAGAAAGCAGGGGAAGAUCCAGAAGAAAUAUUGCUCACAUCUGAUAAUGCUGUCAUUAAGGAUGAAGAAAAGGAAGUGCUGAUGGUAGAAGAAAAACCUAAACAGAAGAUGUCAAAGAACUGGAGAAAUCUGAAGAAAAUGAUUAUGCUUAAUAGGUUUAUCAAGGCAUUGGAGAAAGGAAAGAAGUCCAACUCACGAGAGCCAAAAUAUCUGCUCUUGGAGCCUGACCCUGAAGCAGAAAAAGUUAAUUUAAAGCAUCAAAACAUGGACGAGAGGAAGAAUGCUGAGGAGUGGAUGCUUGAUUAUGCUCUUCAAAAGGCUGUUGCUAAGUUAACUCCUGCUCGGAGUAGAAAAGUAGCACUUCUUGUUGAGGCUUUUGAAACAGUUAUUCCAAAUAAGGGAAUUCCGAACCCAUUCAAGCCAGAAGUCAUUCGCUGAGAUGUGAUGUGAAUACAUGUGUUGGAAGAUACGAAUAGGAAAGACAUACCGAGAAGUGAGCAGAUGUUCUUCCAACUAUCAUCCAACAUGGGAAGAGUGUGUCCUAAUUUCUGGCUUUUAUCUG